Molecule: messenger RNA, 2498 nt
Organism: Trichomycterus rosablanca
Lineage: Eukaryota; Metazoa; Chordata; Actinopteri; Siluriformes; Trichomycteridae
Exons: 12
Coding region: 67-2274 (735 amino acids)
Biological process (GO): homophilic cell-cell adhesion; synapse organization
Cellular component (GO): neuronal cell body; plasma membrane; axon
Molecular function (GO): axon guidance receptor activity
Source: RefSeq, a predicted model, not a curated record
ACAACAGAGGCGACCAGCUAAGGCAAAUACAUACAUUUGUGUGUAGAUUAUUUUGUUAACUUUAUAAUGUAUCAUUUCAGUGUACAAGAAACAGACAGAGGAUCUUAUUUUUGUCAAGCAUCUAAUACCUUCCUACAAAGAGCUGUAUCUUCUAGAAAAAUCUUUCUGGAUGUCCUGGCUCCUCCAUCCGUGACUAUCUUGCCCCUGGCAGUACUUUCCACAGUGGGAGCGGAGGUGGUGAUUCAGUGCCAGGUGUCAGGACACCCUAUUCCUUCAGUCGAGUGGUCCAAGCAGGGCCAGUCUGCAAGAACAGGAGGGAAAGUUAUAAUGGGGGUAAGAAAUGCAACACUUUACAUCUCUUCAGUGAGAACAUAUGAUGAAGGUGUUUACACAUGUGCAGCUUCCAAUUCUGUGGGACAGGACCAGAAAACCACUACCUUGCGUAUAGCUGCAAAACCAGUCAUUAUAUUGUUUUCGGGAUCAGUGAACGUAUCAAAGGGAGCCACUAUUAAUGUACCGUGCCGAGCUGUUGGAAAUCUACCAAUAAAGUACACAUGGGGGAAAAGUGGCCUUCAGACAGCACUCUCACUUUUACCCCACAUAUACAUUGAUGAUAACAAGACGCUUCACAUCUCCAAUGCCCACCAGUCAGAUUCAGGAGAGUAUUACUGCACUGCUGAAAAUGACAUGGGUCGGGAUAGUAAAAAGACCAUUAUAACAGUGUUCACUGGUGAUCAUGAAGAAGAUAUAUUAUCUACAGUCCCAGAAAUUAAUUUAGAAGAACCUACAAAUCCUGCAAAUUACAAUUUAAAAUCAUAUAAAGAUGUUUACUUGAGAGACUCACCAAGACAUUCUAUCAGUGAUGCUACCCCAAAUGUAGCCAAUACACCCUUCAAUAAUCAUGAUGUAAUAAAUUUUGUGGACAGACAGAAAAACGAUGUCCGAAAAUCAUCAGAACUAUUGCCUGUUGCCUUCCACUCCAAGCUUCAAACAAAUGCACAACAAAGUCACUCAUAUAUUACUGCUCCUACCCCAAUCAUUCAGCAUCCAGAUCAUCCGACCCUGCAUCCAAGCCUACAAGCUGAGUCAUGGUCUGUACACACCCAGUUCCUCAGGAAAACUAGUCGCCUUUCAAACCAGCACGCAAGCUCCCUGCAGGACCAUCUAUCUCCUAGUUCAAUAGUUCAGGGCCUUGGUCAACUCACCCAGGUCACUGGGUUCACAAAUUAUAAUAUGAACAGUAUGAACAGUAGUACCAACACGACUGAUAAGGAAGUCAAUCUGAGCUGGAGUCAACCCACUGAGCCACUUGAUGCCACCAAGGCUUCACAGACGAAUAAUACAGAAGUAGUUGAAACAUUGAAGAAAAACACAUCUAAAGCCCCCAUGAGGACCACAGACAACAAUGCCAGAGAGAAAAGGAAGUCACAAGGUUGGCUACCAGUAAUUGAAGAGCAUGACAUUCCUAUUGUUGUAGGGGUUGGAGUUUCCUUAGCUUUCAUUUUUAUCACCAUGAGUUUUUACUCUUUGUUUCGGAAAAAUGACCCUGCAGCCAUAACAACGGGACGAGCAGCUAUCAGAGGCCCGAUCGGCAGGCCUGGGGAACGUCUUGCCAUUGAAAGGACGUAUGAUAAUAAAGCUUUUGAGGAUGACAACAUGGUUGCUGUUAUUGAGCAAAGUCCAAACACAUCUGAGACCAGAGCCCAACGCCCAGCAUCCAGCCCAUCCACUUUGCUAAUGGAGCCGUCUUAUGAGGAUGCACCAGAGGAAGUGCAGCCAACCCGAGACUUCCCAGUCAUAGUGGAAACACACCCUGACCGAGAUUUGACCGAGGAGCAGUUGGAGACCUCAUUUGAGGAUGGCAAAAUCACCCCACCCCACCCAUCCGACAUCCAGCUUCAGUGCAUGGAAGACUGGAGAAGCCCCGAUUUGGGGCAGUGCCAAGAUCCCCCUUCACCAACCCCUGUCAACACUGUGGGUCCUCAGGAGAGCCUCCGCUCCUCACUCACUCUGCAAACCAGUGAAUCCUCCUCCACACCCGUGCACCACAGCAUCAGCCUCUCCCACAAUUCCUGUCCCCUCAUGCUGUCCCACUGCGUGACCAUGGGCAUGACCUCCAUAGCCGUAGAUGUGCACUUCUACCCCUCUGUUGUACAGAACAGCUUCAGCACUUCCGCUCCCAGUUCUAGCACUACGUUUGGGCCUUCGAGGCCUCAGGGAGGAUCCAGGCCUGAACACGAUUCAGCAGCACCAUCUGCUCAUAACGGAAAAUAAAUCAUGAAAUUCAAACAGGACUUCUAACUUUGGGAUUGCUCAUUAAAAUAUAUGUGUGAUUGUAAUAGCUGUAAUAUUUUAAAAGCUGUAAAGGUGCUUUCAUUUUUAUUCUAAUUUUCAUUUUUGUUGCUAUGAUUCGCUUGUUCAUUGUAAAAACAUGUGAUUAUAGAAAGAGUGUAUCAAAGAAUUCUUAGUAGCUAAAAUUUCUGUCUGAUGUUCACUAA